AUGAGCUCUGAUUCGGUGAAUAAGAUUGACGUGGCACAGUUGGUGCCUAAUGCAAUUGGCAUGCUAGUAUUCGACGAAAACUGCAAUGUAAUUGACGCAUCCGGGGUAGGAAAACAACGUUUGGAAGAUAUCGUUGCCAUUAACCAAGUAGAGGUGGAUAAUGAAGGUUUCGGAGCCUUGAAGAGUGCAGACACCCUGGUGGUGGUUUAUAAACAAAAUGGCAAGACUGUGGCUGUUUAUACAGCUAAAAAAUAG
Molecule: messenger RNA, 255 nt
Organism: Lachancea nothofagi CBS 11611
Lineage: Eukaryota; Fungi; Ascomycota; Saccharomycetes; Saccharomycetales; Saccharomycetaceae
Source: the annotation of a GenBank genome assembly